Messenger RNA from Hippopotamus amphibius kiboko, 534 nucleotides. It is a transcript of the gene SAMD5, whose product is annotated as sterile alpha motif domain containing 5. The transcript is spliced from 2 exons. The record is from RefSeq and is a predicted model, not a curated record. Bases 1 to 534 code for a protein of 177 amino acids. Gene Ontology annotation, molecular function: protein binding. NCBI's taxonomy places the organism in Eukaryota, Metazoa, Chordata, Mammalia, Artiodactyla, Hippopotamidae.
AUGUGCACCAACAUAGUUUACGAGUGGCUGAAGGCGCUGCAGCUCCCGCAGUACGCGGAGUCCUUCGUGGAUAACGGCUACGAUGACCUGGAGGUGUGCAAGCAGAUCGGGGACCCGGACCUGGACGCCAUCGGGGUGCUGGCGCCCGCGCACCGUCGCCGCAUCCUGGAGGCCGUGCGCCGGCUGCGGGAGCGGGACGCCGCCGCCGCCGGCCUCUAUUUCACGCUGGAGCCGCAGCCGCCGCCCGCGCCACCCGGGCCGCCCGCGGUCGCGGUCGCCGUCGCCACCCGCCGCCGGGGGGAGCCUUGCGGCGGCCCGGCCCAGGGCCCCCGCGGGGACCCCCGCAGCCAGACGACCGCCCCUCGCGGCAGGGAGCUGGUGAGCUACCCGAAACUGAAGCUGAAGAUCAUGAUCAGGGAUAAGCUCGUCCGCGACGGCAUCCACCUGAGCAAGCCCCCGUACUCCCGCAAGGUCCCAAUGGCUGGCAUCCUAGAGUUCUUAAUGAAUUGGCCGAAGUCAUCACAGAACCGCUAG